GACGCGCACACAGACCGGCGUGGAUCAAACUACACGUCCCGACGCGACGUCCAAGUCGCGAAUGCGUAAUUGCGCUCGUUUUUCACUGGCUGCUUCGACAAGGCGAGGUGGGCUGGGCUGGGCCGGGCCGGGCUGGGCUGGGCUAGGGGCCGAACGAGUGAGCGAGCCAGCAGCCAGUGUCGCUCGCUGAAGUGGCCGUCGCUGCCGGCUGACAUGUGCUCGUCAACCGGGGAGAGAAAAGUGGCAAAUGAACCGGUUGCCACCAUCACAGCGGGAGGACAAGCGGGGUCACGACAUGGCGGAAAAGCACCACUAAGAGGAAAUUCUACAACAUAGGCGACUACGUGGGGAUAUAUUCUCUGACGCACCUGACGGUGUGAGACUUUUGGUUUGACGAUUCGACUGCGAGAAUGGCGACCGGCCAAAGGUCCGAGGAGCUUCUCACUCGGCUGGCCGCCUUUUAACUGACUGACUGACUGACCGACCGACCUUUGACGCACGGGAGCGAGCCACGCUUGACUCUUUUGUUUUUCGUUUUCGCCGAGAAGGAACUUCUCGAUGCCUUUUUAAUGAUUCGAGACUUGAGCAAGAUGUACCCUCCGGCGCGGCAUCCGGUCCCGCACCAGCCCGGGCAGCCGUUCAAGUUCACCGUGUCCGAAUCCUGCGACCGGAUCAAGGAGGAGUUCCAGUUCCUCCAGGCCCAGUAUCACAGCCUGAAAAUGGAGUGUGAGAAACUGGCAAGUGAGAAAACGGAGAUGCAGAGACACUACGUCAUGUACUACGAAAUGUCCUAUGGACUCAACAUCGAGAUGCACAAACAGGCGGAGAUUGUCAAACGGCUGAAUGCAAUCUGCGCCCAAGUUGUGCCCUUCCUUUCUCAAGAGCAUCAGCAGCAGGUGGUUCAAGCGGUGGAGAGGGCCAAGCAGGUCACCAUGGCUGAACUCAACGCCAUCAUUGGACAGCAGCAACUCCAGGCGCAGCACCUCUCGCACGGCCACGCCAUCCCCGUCCCGCUCACGCCGCACCCGGCGGGCCUUCACCCACCGCUGCCCCACGGCGCCGGGAGCGCCGGCCUGUUGGCGCUCUCCUCGGCGCUCGGCCAUCAGCUGCCCCUCAAAGACGAGAGGAAACACCAGGAUGGCGCCGAGGAACACCCGAGAGCAGAGAGAGAUUCUGUCAAGAGCUCAUCUGUGUCUCCGUCCGCCAGUUUUCGGACUGGAGAGAAGCACCGAGGUUCCGGCGAUUACUCCGCCGACAGCAAGAAGCAGAAGACGGACGAUAAAGAGUUGAGCUCGACACGCUAUGAGAGCGACGGCGAGAAGAGCGACGACAACCUGGUGGUGGACGUGUCCAAUGAGGAUCCGGCUUCUCCCAGAGGAAGCCCCGCCCACUCUCCUCGGGAGAACGGAUUGGACAAGAGUCGCCCGCUGAAGAAAGAUGCCCCCCUGAGUCCCUCUUCUGUGGCCUCCUCCAGCAGCACCCCUUCGUCCAAAUCCAAAGAGAUGAAUUUGAAGAAUGAAAAAUCCACAACACCCGUUUCCAAGUCCAGCACACCCACAUCCCGCUGCGACGCGCCCACUCCCAGCGCCACCACCGCCAGCCUGAGGGCAGCUCAGCCCAGUAAGCCGGCAGGAGUCGAGGCGCUCCCACCUGGCCUGCGCACACCGCUGCCGCUGCCGUGCUCGUACCCCGGCCCCUUUGGAAUGCUCCCUCACCUGGGGAUGAACGGCGAGCUGGGCGGAGCGGGUGCCCCCUACACCGGCCUGCAUAGCAUGAGCAGUGUGGCCGCCGCGGCCGCCGUGGCCGCUUACGGACGCUCGCAAGUGGUGGGAUUUGACCCUCACCAUCACGUACGUGUCCCCGGCCUUCCUCCGAAUCUUUCAGGCCUUCCUGGCGGAAAAGCAGCCUACUCGUUUCACGUGAGCGCCGACGGGCAAAUGCAACCGGUCCCGUUCCCCCCGGACGCUCUGAUGGGCCCGGCCAUCCCGCGUCACGCGCGGCAGAUCAACACACUCAACCACGGGGAGGUGGUGUGCGCCGUCACCAUCAGCAACCCAACCCGCCACGUUUACACCGGCGGCAAGGGCUGCGUCAAGGUGUGGGACAUCAGUCACCCCGGCAACAAGACCUCCGUGUCGCAGCUGGACUGCCUCAACAGAGACAACUACAUCCGCUCCUGUCGACUGCUCCCCGACGGACGCACGCUCAUUGUGGGAGGUGAGGCGAGCACUUUGUCAAUAUGGGACUUGGCCGCACCCACUCCGCGCAUCAAGGCGGAAUUAACGUCGUCGGCCCCCGCCUGCUACGCCCUGGCUAUCAGCCCCGACUCCAAAGUCUGCUUUUCGUGCUGCUCCGACGGAAACAUCGCCGUCUGGGACCUUCACAACCAGACUCUGGUUCGACAGUUCCAGGGCCACACCGACGGAGCGAGCUGCAUCGAUAUCUCCAACGACGGCACCAAGCUUUGGACGGGAGGCCUGGAUAACACCGUCCGCUCCUGGGAUCUCCGAGAAGGCCGCCAGCUGCAGCAGCACGACUUCACCUCGCAGAUCUUCUCACUGGGAUACUGUCCAACCGGCGAGUGGCUGGCGGUGGGAAUGGAGAACAGCAACGUGGAGGUCCUUCACGUCUCCAAGCCUGACAAGUAUCAGCUCCACCUCCACGAAAGCUGCGUGCUCUCGCUCCGAUUCGCGCACUGCGGAAAGUGGUUCGUCAGCACGGGAAAGGACAAUUUGCUCAACGCCUGGAGGACCCCGUACGGUGCCAGCAUAUUUCAGUCCAAGGAGUCGUCUUCGGUGCUGAGCUGCGACAUCUCCGUCGAUGACAAGUACAUUGUGACCGGCUCCGGAGACAAGAAGGCCACUGUCUAUGAGGUCAUAUACUAGGGUGGGCCGAGGGCGCCGUUGGAUGAGGGAGGCCCGACCCCGUGUACCAUAUGUAAUGUGUAAAAUAGAGCUUUUCCUUGUUGCCGGGACUUUUGAAGGCUUUUCACAAGUUGAACGAAGCACAGAGAUUCUUUCAGUUGAGUGAAUGGGAUGUCCAUGCACACUGAGCAAACUGUAUGUUGUGAGAUCAUAUCCCUUUACUCCUUGGUUCUUUCUGUUUGCGGCACCAACACCAGCUUGUUUAUUGUUGACUUACACAAUGUACUCAUUUCCAUCCCGUGCGCGUGUGCGUGUGUGUGCGUGCGUGUGUCUGCUUGAAAGACGGCCGCGUUGGUCUUGUCUCCCGCACACGGUGCCUUUACGCUCCUCCUCCAACUGCAGAUACUUUCUCCAACUGAUGCUUUGUGGCAUCAUUUAUUGUCAAAUGAGAAUUGUUGCCCUGCUUUGUUCCCAGAUGUAAAACACACCACGCUAUUCAGUAUGGCACGUUUCUACUUUUCACAUUGGAGUUUUCUCACAGCCUACGGCGCCAUCCCUAAAGGACACGUGGGCUCGACUGACACUCGAAAAAUGCUCGAUGAUCCUUUUUUGGUCAAGAAACGACAUACACGCUGCACAACGUGACGGCAUGUUCAGUUCAAAACGAGUUUACCAAAAAAAAGUCACGCCGAGUGAGUCAAAUCAAUUUACCAUGGUAAAAUAUCAACAAGUAACGUUAACAAAAAUAAAAGUAAACAGCCAAAACACAACUGUUACAUAUUUUUCUGGAUAAAUGUAAAAGUCCAGCUGUUUUAUUAUUAUUGUUAGUAGUAGUAAAUCAUUUCCAUCGCAAAGUCUAAAUGUAGACUUUGGAAAUGAGUCAAAUAAAAUGAACAAUGAAUUAUUUUGAAUCAUACGAUGGGUCGCACUUGUGCAUAUGACAGCAUUUUUCAGUUCUAGUGCAGGCCAAUCUGUGCUCAAGUGUGGUGAAGAUGCUUGAUGCAGGAAUGGACGAGACUCCUUGGCUAGCCGCCUUUAUGUUACAAUCCGCUUUCAUCUCGUUCGUUAUUGCUUCAAUCAUGCAUUUUGGUUCUCAGUUGUUUUUCUACUGUCAAAAUAAACUCGGUAACUUGCCCUUUAUUUGUUUUUUAAAGAAACAACAAGCAAAAUGUUCCCGUUAUCGCUAACUCAAGCGGACACCAAACGAUUCCAUCCACUGGUGGUGCAUGAAACAUUCAACUCGGGAAGAAGUUCGGAUGGCCUUGUAUAAGAACUGUCCUUAUUUCACUUUGAAAAGAAACCUCCUGCUGUGCUGUGUUUCUUCUGUAUGAAUGCUCUUUGUUUUGUUUCUUUUUUUAAAUCUAGUCUGUAGUUGAUUUGAUUAAAUGAUUGUGUGGA
Messenger RNA from Syngnathus typhle (broad-nosed pipefish), 4262 nucleotides. Its product is annotated as transducin-like enhancer protein 4. Gene Ontology annotation, cellular component: transcription regulator complex; nucleus. Gene Ontology annotation, molecular function: transcription corepressor activity; protein binding. Bases 570 to 2885 code for a protein of 771 amino acids. NCBI's taxonomy places the organism in Eukaryota, Metazoa, Chordata, Actinopteri, Syngnathiformes, Syngnathidae. Gene Ontology annotation, biological process: regulation of DNA-templated transcription; negative regulation of canonical Wnt signaling pathway. The transcript has 20 exons. The record is from RefSeq and is a predicted model, not a curated record.